AUGAAUCCUCACAAUCCCCACCAACCGCAAUUUUCAACAGUACCUUAUGGUACCACUCCACCGGGAGGCGCGGCUCAUAACCCAUCUCUGCGCGUUUUCAACAAUCCAUACUCGGCUGGAAACUCGCCUACUCACGCAACCUUCCAACAGGCCGCAGCUUAUCUAGACGGGAACUACGACGAUGAUGGUGACGGACAGGACGACCGCGGCAAUGACCACGACCACGAUAAUGAUCAGGGCCAGGGCGACCCAAAGCGCCGUCGCAUAGCACGAGCUUGCGACAUGUGUCGAAAGAAGAAGAUCAAGUGUGACGGCAAGAUGCCAAAGUGCUCGCAUUGCCAAAACUACAAGACUGAGUGCAUCUUCACUCAGGUGGAAAAGAAGCGUCAACCCCCCAAAGGCGCCAAGUACAUUGAGGGAUUAGAGAACAGACUUGCUCGUAUGGAAGGGUUGCUCAAGAUGUCAGGACUGCUAGGCGAGGAUGACGGCGGCAAGACAGAUCUAGGGACGCUGGAGAAGCGUUUGGCAGAUAGACAAGCUGCCGGCUCAUCGUUUGCAUCGCCAAUCUCACCACAUGUCGCCGGAGACGGUUCAACUUCUGCUCAUCCGACUCCGCCUACUGGACUCACCAGUCCUCAAUCGGGCGGUCCUCUUCAGGACGGCCAAGCUCAAUCAUCAGAGGACAAGGCCGCUGAAGGAUUGGCCGAUCAAAUGUGCUCGCUGGUCACGAACAAUGCUGGUGAAACACGUUAUAUUGGCUCUUCGUCUGGAUUUUCAAUCUUCUCGCCCAAGGGUAUCCAGUGGGUAAACGAAAAGACUGGCGAUUCCUCGUUCCGCGACAUGAUAUCGCAAGCAGCGACCGACGACCGAGCAUGGGCUGUCUGGAAGCCAGAAAUCUUUGACGACAUUUUCUCCCGCAAAAUUUACAAGCCUUUACCUCCCAAACCCGAAGCUCUUGCUUUACUACGAGACUUUUUCGAAAAUUUCAACUGUGUGUUUCCCCUGUUUCAUGAACCCACCUUCAUGCAUUUGGUCGACAAACACUAUUCGCUUGAUCCAUAUGAAGGAUCAGGAUGGUGGGCUAGCUUGAACGUAGCACUCGCAAUCUCUCACAGGCUUCGUAUCAUGGGUGAGGAUGAUGCGCGGAAAGAGGACGCAAAGGCUUGGGGUUAUCUGAAGAAUGCCCUGGCUGUUUUUUCCGAAUUGACCAUGAGGAACAAUGACUUGCUGAGUGUUCAAGCUCUAUUGGGUAUGGCCCUUUUCAUGCAAGGCACGCCAAAUCCACAACCGGGAUUCUUCCUUGUCGCUGCAGCCCUCAGACUGGCACACAGCAUUGGCCUUCACAAGCGCGGAUCUGAUUUCAAUCUCAACGAAGUCGAGUCUGAGCAACGGAAACGCGUAUUCUGGAUAGGAUAUCUGAUGGAUAAAGACAUAGGCCUACGAUCAGGAAGACCCCCCAUCCAGGAUGACGACGACAUGAACGUUGAACUUCCCAGUGAGAAUCCACCGGACAACAUUGGCGUCGUGUCAAUUGAGAACGGCAAGAGCAAGGUCAAUCUCUUCCGCAUCCAAUGCGUUUUCGCCAUGAUCCAGUCGAAGGUCUACAAACUACUUUACUCGGUCAAGGCCGCUCGUCAAACUGAUGGCGAGUUGUUGAAUACCAUUGGAGACUUGGAUCAAGAACUUGAAGAGUGGAAAGAUUCUAUCCCUAUCGAGUUUCGUCCUGAGCAUGAAAUUAAAAUGGUUGGCCAAUCACCACUAGUUUUGCACAUUGUCGUUAUGCAUUUUGCUUACUACAACUGCCUUACUACCAUCCAUCGAAUGUCGGUGCAUCACGGCUAUUGGACAUCGCGCUUGUCGAAUUACGCCAUUGCUGGUUUGAAUGCGCGACCACUCAAUCCUCGUGUCUUCAUGUCGGCGGCUUUGUGCGUGAAUGCUGCACGAACGUCUAUCUCGCUUGUCAAGUACAUUCCUAGUCAAGAUCACGCUUGUGUCUGGCUUCUUGUGUACUACCCUGUAUCUGCGCUCGUCACAUUGUUCGCCAACAUUCUGCAAAACCCUCAAGAUGCUAGAGCCCGCUCCGACCUUAAGCUCAUGAACUCGAUGACCGAGUUCCUACAGAUGCUAUGCAAUGAAGACGGCAAUGUCCAUUGUCGUAGGAUGGCUUCGAUUUGUAAAGAGUUCGAACGCAUCGCGAGGGUAGUCCUUGACAAGGCCGAGAGAGACAUCAAAGGCAGAGGCAAGAGAAAGGCCCGAGACAGCGAUUCUGCCGGCCCACCUACACAAUCGGCACCCUCAGAUCGUCGCUCGGCGUCCCAACCGGUUCAGGCACAGCAAACUCCAAACCUGUCUACCUCUACGCUUCCUGCAGGACGCAAAACAACAGCGUCGCCUUCGGUUCGCGCAGAUGGCCAUAUGCAGCACCAGCCGUUCCACCCCUCACCAAUGGGUCAGAUGUCCUUCUCAACCUCAGCGCAGACCUCGCCUUUCCAGGCAACCGCUAUGCCACCGGAACCAUGGAUGCAAACCGUACCUCCAGGGCCUGAAAACAUGUUUGCACAACCCGACAAUCGAUUCCCACCCACCUCUUUUCCUCAAGAAAACUUCGAUAUGCAAGGCUAUGGCGGUGGUCUAGGUCAGAUCGGUGGCGACUUAGGAGGAAGUUUCCAACAACCGUUUGUACCGCAGGAUCUAUGGCAGAUGCCUAUGACUUUGGAGUGGGACUGGGCCGAUUUCUUCGGGACGGGGCCGGGAUUUGAUCUCAACGAUCCUACCCAAGGUGGACCGCAUGGUGGGCAAUAA
Molecule: messenger RNA, 2802 nt
Organism: Aureobasidium pullulans EXF-150
Lineage: Eukaryota; Fungi; Ascomycota; Dothideomycetes; Dothideales; Saccotheciaceae
Exons: 2
Coding region: 1-2802 (933 amino acids)
Biological process (GO): DNA-templated transcription; regulation of DNA-templated transcription
Molecular function (GO): DNA-binding transcription factor activity, RNA polymerase II-specific; DNA binding; zinc ion binding
Source: RefSeq, a predicted model, not a curated record